AUGGAAAUAGAAAGGGGAAGAAGGACGAAGAAGUCUGACUGGCCGCACACAUACGUUGCGAGCAGCGCCCGCGGAGUUGCGCGCAGCCAGCACGAGCAAAUAGGGCUGCACGUAUUCGCAACGGACACAUCGCAAUCACCCACAAACUAGAGAAAAAGGCUGGUUCGUAGCUGCUGCAUCUACACAGCACCCCGUGCACGAUGGCUGUCUUCUCCCUCUCUCUCUCUCUAGUACCACGAAUGCCUCACCCCGAGCGAUGGGCAAUCUAACAGUGUCCUACCCGUUUGAUCAGUGCCCUUCCGGUGCCUUUCAGUAGGCAACACAACAAAAUUAGAAACACGCAGGAUCGGAUGCGAUCCGGCAAACGCGGCUGCACGCAUGUUGCUGACGACACAAAAUGCACAUUAACAGCACAUAAUCAUGCAACGUCUAGCACUGCCGUCAGGUCAUAAACGAUGUAAGAUAAAGUUACACCAUUAGACUAGUCAGCGCUGACUGAGUAGUCUAAUGGGUGAAACGCGAAUAUUUCUUGAUUGUAACACUCCAGAAACCAAACAUCAGCUUUCCGUUCCUCCUCCUGAAAGGAUAGUGUGCCCCUCUUCUCGGGGGGAUCUGCCCCCCUGAUUUGAGAAGGGGUUGGAGUCAGAAACACAGACCAAAAUAACACAUUCAAAGUCCAUCCAGUCGAAAGCUCAAGAAAAAACAAUAUUUAUGCAAAUCCGAAAAGCUAAUACCAAAACCAAAUCAAAAUCCAUUACCAAACAGUUCCAGUCCGAAAGUCCAGACCAAAUCAAAAACCAAAACCAAAAUCCAAUACCAAAACAAAGACAACAUCAACACAAAAUCCAAUCUAAUACCAAAACAAAACAAUACUCGAAACCCCUACAUUUGCCGGCGCAUCAUCAAGCUCCAGCGCUUAAUAACCCAUUGCCCAAGCCAUUGUUUUCCCCCCCGCGGACAAUUCGCACGCCUCCGCCGCGGUCGCCUUCCGCCAUCUUUUCCGGCUGGCCGCGGCUCGAGCUUCGAUGUUUGCGUCCGCCUGACUUGGGGGAAGAACAAUUGUCGCUCCGAGAGGAUUGACUCGGCAGUGGUGCAGGGCAGGUCGCGCGUUCGGAGGGGAUGAUGGCGGCAGAUUAGUUCCGAACAAACCAGCACUACUGAGGAGAAUCACAAACAUACAAACAUUCCCCCCGGUUCUGCAAAGUAGUGACUGCAUGCAGCAGAAAAAACAAUAAAUGAAACACACGUUCAAGUCGUCGGACCCUACUUGUGGAAUGGUUUGUCUGAAAUUCAUUGCCGAUGCGAUAUCGCCACACCAUAAAUAGCUGAAUAUCAUCCUGAAACGGAGGUUGAUUAGUCCUCUGUUGCAAAAUAGUAAUCAAGCUGCUGCUACUGUUCUAACCAUAGGGUAAUCAAUCCUAAGUCAAAACCUUAACAACUUUUGGAACCGCAAUCUCACAACAAAUAGCAAUCUCAAGACAACGUACAACAAUAUUAGGAAAUCAGCAUUUAUUUCGUCAAUAUUGUGAAUUUUUAAUCUGCAACAAGGUGGAGGUACCAAUGUUGCACUUCGUUGAGACUUGACACGUCUCCGGCACUCGCUGACACAACCAAGACAUGAAAAGUUUUUGAUCAGGUUAAACCUGCUACCCAAAAAGAGUCCAGAUAAAACGUUGAUCACGCAUUUUUGAUCAGGCUAAACCUGCUGCUCAAAAAGUAGCUACCAAAGAGAGCCCAGAUAAAACGUUGAUCACGCUAUUGCCGGGGAGAGAAAGUUGGUCUCAGCACGGCUGUCAGGAUGACAAAGCAAAAACCUCGCCGAUCACUGCAUUUCAUUACGCACAAUACUAUUUCUAAUACCAUGCUACACGCACACAUCAUAUCAUCAGUUUAGAAACUGGCAUCAGUUUUUGAGGAUUACUGGUAACCUAGGUUGGGUCUACCCAUGUGCUACAGGUAGUCGGCCUUUGACCGAGCGGUGGAGUUUGACGGCAGUACCGCACGACGUAUUGUCGCGUUUUGAUUGAGUAAGCAGAAAGAGUAGGAGAGAGCGUUUGACGGCCGUGCCGGGUGGAGGUGGAGGUGGCGUUAGCGUU
Molecule: messenger RNA, 2096 nt
Organism: Ectocarpus sp. CCAP 1310/34
Lineage: Eukaryota; Phaeophyceae; Ectocarpales; Ectocarpaceae
Source: the annotation of a GenBank genome assembly